UAUGUGAUCACUUAUAAAGAAGAAGGGGGGAAAUAAACGUAUUUAUAGUGGGGGGGGAGGGGUUUAUAUCUAUACACAAAUGUUUUGCCUUUCAUUUGUAUUUUGAACUGAAUGGUACAGUUUCUAUGAAUGGACAUGGGCAAAGGAAAGGUUGGCCAUAGUCGGCACCAGGGGUGGAUUGACCAUUCAAGCACUCGGGCACUGCCUGAGGGCCCAGGCUCAGUAGGAAGCCCCAUGAGAUGCCCCUGUAUCUUUCAUUGGCUUUUUCAUAGGCUUUUUUUGGGUGUGGGCGAGGACACAGGGGCCCCAUGAUCCCCUAUUGCCUGGGGGCCCCAU
This is a messenger RNA of Staurois parvus, 336 nucleotides long. NCBI's taxonomy places the organism in Eukaryota, Metazoa, Chordata, Amphibia, Anura, Ranidae. The record is from the annotation of a GenBank genome assembly.